Messenger RNA from Esox lucius (northern pike), 4797 nucleotides. It is a transcript of the gene plekhg6, whose product is annotated as pleckstrin homology domain containing, family G (with RhoGef domain) member 6. Gene Ontology annotation, biological process: Rho protein signal transduction; endothelial cell migration. Gene Ontology annotation, molecular function: guanyl-nucleotide exchange factor activity. Lineage: Eukaryota; Metazoa; Chordata; Actinopteri; Esociformes; Esocidae. Gene Ontology annotation, cellular component: axon; plasma membrane; endocytic vesicle. The transcript is spliced from 15 exons. Bases 66 to 3386 code for a protein of 1106 amino acids. The record is from RefSeq and is a predicted model, not a curated record.
GGCAGAGUUCGGAAGCCAUAGGUGGAGAUAUUUGACAGAACCUAAACAUGACUGUCUGAUACAAGAUGAAUCCAACUAACCCCAGUGCAACCAACUUUAUCCACGGAGGGGGGCGAAGUGAGUUGACUCAGACUGAGGAAGCGGCGGAGGAGCGGAGGGAAGGAGGAGAGAGGGAGCAACAGAGGGAGCUGGAGAGAGAGACAAAUGUGACAGAUGGAGUGACUCUGGCUGCAGAAACAGUUGCCAACCACAGGGUGUCAGCAGACAAACACAGAUUGAACACUGUGGGAUACCAGAGGAAGCCAAAGCAGAAAGUGGUGUCUGAGUAUUCCACAGUGAGUAAGGGAGCACAGGGAAGUGUCAAACCUCGACCGGCACUGAUACAGGUCCUGUUCAACCAGGGAGCGAAUGACAAAAGCUCAAUACCUGAGGAGAGGGAUCAGUUGGAUUCUCUGAAGCAGGUUCUGGAGGAGUUCCUUGUACCAGAGUGUCUGAACUGGACCUGGGGGGAAGACGGGACCAAAGCAACACUGGAGAAUAAUUGGACUGAAAUUGUACACAACAACGAGACGAUGUGUAAGACCCAGAGACACCAACAGGAGGCACUGUGGGAGUUGGUACACACUGAGCUCACCUACAUCAACAAGCUCACUAUUGUUACUGACUUGGUGAUGGCAGCCCUUAUCAACCUGCAUCAGCAUGGAUUCCUCUCAGAGGUGACACCUGAACAGCUCUUCUCCAACCUUUCCUCCAUCCUUAGCGCCCACCGGCUUUUCUGGCAGGAAGUGAUAUAUCCUAUGUUACUGGAAGUCCGCAGGACAGGAAAGCCCUUUGACCCCCUCGUGUUAGAGGCAGGCUGCCUGCAGUUCCCUGAACGGUUCCUCCCCUAUCUGCAAUACUGUUGGGAGGGCGAGAACACACUUGAGUUGACACGAAGACUGACUGACACCAACCUGCACUUUCACACCUACUUAUUGUGGCUAGAGUCGCACCCCCAGUGUGAGCGUAUGCGCCUGGGCGACAUGCAGGCCAAACCCCACCAGAGGAUCACCAAGUACCCCCUGCUGCUGAAGGCCAUCCUCAAGAACACACAGGACCCACACACACAGAAUGUACUCAGGGGCAUGUUGGCCAGUGUAAAUGGCUUUCUAGAAAGCAUCAACAGCUACCUGAGGCUGAAGGAUGAGGAACUGGCCCUCUCUCUCUCUGCACAGAAAAUAGAGGGAUACAGCACGAUGGAGGGGAUGAGCGAGGAAAUUGACAAGCAUGUCAAAGAGUUCUGCAGGUUUGAUUUGACAUGUCCUGUCAGAGGGGUGGGCCCUGGGGUCAUACGCAAGCUGCUAUUGGAGGAGACCCUCAAGAUCAGAGGAAGGAAGGACAACAAGUUGGAGGUGAUAGCCCUGCUUUUCUCUGAUGUGCUGCUGGUCACUAAGGCCCAGAAGAAAGCAGAAAGACUGAAGGUAGUGCACCCACCCCUGGCCCUGGACAGAGUUCGCUGUGUUGCUCUAAAAGAUGGCUGUUCGUUUGUGGUGAUCGAGGUGAGUGUUCUGGGUGGUGCUGUGAAUGUCUACACCUUCUACACCUCUGCAGAGACCUGCUCAACAUGGGUCUCCACCAUUCAGAAGGCACAGGUAACAUUGCAUGCGCUGAGAGAAAGAGAAGUUAGCAAUCAACUAAUGCAGAUACAACAGAGAGCCCUACAGCUACAGGAACAGGCCAAACUACAUAGAGAGCCCAAAGAGGAAUCGGUAGAUCAGCAUCCUGACCAAUCAGAACCAGACAUCACUUACUCUAAGGAAGUGAAACACAAUGAGGAACUCAUCAUUCUAUCAGUAAAUGGGACUUCUGCCUCCAUAGCAACGGAGGUGAAACAACAAAUUCAGCAACCCAUGAAGUACAAAGAUGCAGUGUUGCCAGGAAAACUUCACAAAACAAAUAUCAGUCAUAGCCAAUCAAUGCUUGGCGGUUCGGCAGGAUGGCUAAUGAAAAACAGUGGCAGGGUCACGGAAGGGUUUACUAUAUCAGAGGCAGGGAAGAAAGAGGUUGGAGACAUUAACCAAUGGGAGGAGGAGGCUGAGUCCAGGAUGAUCACUGAACGAAGGGUGACCUGGAACCAUUCCAGACAGUCUAACUCUCUACAGCCAGAGGACGCAAAUACCUUCCAACCUCGACCCAAAACCAAUGGCCCACUAGAUGGGUAUCCUGAAAUAGACUACCUACCAAACACCUCCAGCACUUCCCCAGCUUCUCCAAGCAUGGAAAACCAUCCAAACGUUUCCAUCACCAUUAGUCAGAUGGAAGCCCAAAGGUUUCCCUCCAAGGGAUUCAUGCCCACACAAAGAAAUUCUGACCCCCAGUCUGUGUUACCGGCCGUCACGAGAGACACUAGGUUUUCCCAAUCAGGAAAGGAGGAGGCUUUAGAUGAAUCAUCAAGGUUUUCACGGAAGUUAAAGUCGCCUCGGUUACGUAGAAGAAAACUAAUGUCGGCUAGCCCGUCUAUGUCAUGGACACCUCUGGCAGCUGACGGCUCUGGGAUGGGCCAACCUGCCCCACAUACAAACUCUUCCUCAAACUCAGACUCAGACUAUAACCAGAAGCUCAGGGAUUCGAGACCGAGACCAGACCCUCACCUGGUGCUCAAUCUGGGCUCCGUAAAUAAGAAUAAAGGGGUGUUCUGGGACAAAGAUUUCUGCCCCGGGCUCUAUACUUUUACUGAUACAGAGAUGCCCAACAGAAAACCUAAAGAAACAGUAAACACCCAAAAAAGGUCCAUGGUGAAGACCCAAAGAAGCGCAUCCAUAACAGACAUCGUCCUUCAUGAUGGAUCUCCCCUGACCUCAGCCAGGCACACCAAUUUGAGGAUAGCACCAUCACCCCCGCCUGGUUUGGACCCAUACCUACACCCCUCUCCCGUGGAGGCCAUUCUGUACCGGGCCAAGGAAAGAAAGAAGGACGGAGGGAAAAGAGAGGAUAAGGGGAACUCCACAGCAUGGGAACUCCUGCCUUCUCCAGCCUUCUCAACCACUCCUCUCGAGUCACCCAACAAUGGGGAUGGAGAGUCGGAUUGGGAGGAGGUGGAGCUGGUCAGAUGCCGUGCUCCAUCGGUCAGUCAGAAAUGGAUAGAGGAGAGGGUUGAUGGAGAUGUGGAUGAGGAGGAGAAAAACAACCCUGCCUUCCCUGAUGGUGCCAGUGUUGAUUGGUCAGGAUGGUGUUUGGAUGCUGACGAGAUUCUGCGUCCGCUGCCUCUGGAGGACAGUGGUGUUGGGGUUGAUGAAGAGAUGUAUUUAAUAAGAGAGGGGAGAGAGCAUGGGUUCAAUCGGCUUUUGUCCGUGAGGGAUUCCCUCAGAAUUGCCCGGAAGGAGGACAGAACGAUAAGUCAGGUGUAGUUCUGAGCCGGACUAACCAUUCCUCUGCCUUUGGUUCCCCUGCUGUUGCAUAGCUGUGUGGCGGUGCUGUCGGGACCCAGAUUCUGAGUGGGCGGAAUGACUGACGGGCCUUGAUAAAGACAAGCCAAAGGUCAUGGAUGUUCAUCAGCUUGAUCUUAUCCUUAAAAUAUGAAAAAAUGGAUGCAAAAAUUAUAUCAUGGGUAUUGGUAACCCUAGGAAUUCUAAUUUACCAAGUCAAUAGAAGGAUCUUCCCACUGAUAAAUGCCUUUUUUAUGUUCAUCUCAGUCAUUAAGAACUCUUCAGUGGUCAUCUAUGACUUGUUUUACUUGAUGUAUGCCCUUACUCAUCUGUCGAAAUGGGGAAGAUGUGAGAAAACACAAAUGACAUGGUUGAAAGGAUCUGGUCCUUCAUAAAUUAGUGGUUACUAUAUCACGUGUUCUUCAUUUGGGUUAGUUUUGGAUCAGUUGUUCUUUUCUUUAACAUUUAAAGCCUGCAAUGCACACUGGGUAGUAGGCUUUGUGUUUCUCUCAGAAAUAUCUUUAAGAAGGUUCUAAACAGGACUGAUCUAAAGAUACAAGGACCAGCAUGGGGUGGUAACAAGAACAGGAUUGUGGCUUUGUUAAAAUAAUGUUGGUUAAUAGCUUAUGAGGAAACGUUUAUGAAAUAAUCCAUUACUUUCUAUGGAUAGAUUUUGGUUAAGCUACUUCGAAACGAAUUCACCAUGUCUCAGAAUUUGAUCCUAUAUAGGUUCUAGACAAUUACUUUAAUGGUUAACUCUAAAGAUUGACUGCCUCUGUGCAGAUUGUCAGGGGGAUAACUUGUGCAGUGGUUAACUGGCCUCGUUUUUCUAACCAUUUCAUUUGAACAGUGCACUGUGCAUAUCCACAGCAACAAGCAACUGGAACUAAGUUAUUCUAUGUUAAGCAACACUGUAAGUAAUGUUAAGUAAAACCUCUACAUUUUGUUGAGGAGGGGAAAGAGUGGAUGGAUAGGGACCAACAAGGAAGGAUUUGCUUAACAACAAUUUUAUUCUAUUUCAUAUCACGCUGUUGAUUGAAGGAGCUGAUUGCCACCCAAAUUUGCCCGUAAUGCCGAUGUUAGGACAUUAACUGUAAGGAAUGUCUGAGUGAUUCAUUUUGUGAUGGAGUCAUCGACACGUUCUUCAAACUCAGAAAUGUCUUUACUAUGCUAUUAGAGCUGCACACUUGUGCAGUUGUUUGCAUUUGUACUUUUUGAUGUUGUGUCUGUUAACUUGCUGUGUAAAUGCUGUGUAGAUAGACUGGCAUGUUUGUUUAAAGUUUAUUGUAGUGUUUUUUAUUUAAAUUAGUAACCACUCCUUUAUUUUAUUGUGACCCAUUUGCUCUGUCUGAUUUAGAGUUUAUAUAUCGUAAUAAAAAGAUUGAGAUAUAGA